AAUUGCUAUCUUUAACUAGUUUACUUUUACAGGUUUAUCUAUGGCGGAACAGAAGUGGCAUUUCCGCCUUCGGCUCCCUUGGACAUCAUCAACGCCAGGAAAAGACCCUGCUGAUAAGUUUCAACCCCCUAAUCGGGCAACCAGCAGAACUUCUGAUCAGAAGCCAGUUUUUACGCCUCGAGCCUCAGCCUCAUCACGGUCUGCUCCUCCACGAACUCGAGCACCACCAAUAACAGAGUCUCAGCCACCUUCUUCAUCAAGUUCAACUACUCGAUCCAGAGCUGCUCUGCCACGGGCAUCAGCAUCCAGCGCAGUAGCUCGGCCUCGAGCUGCCUCUCAACUUCCCGUACCACCCCGUGCAGCAACACCACCCCGUGCAGCAACACGGCCUCGAGCUGCCUUUCAACCUCCCAUACCACAUCAUGCAGCAACACGGCCUCGAGUUGCCUCUCAACCUCCCAUACCACAUCAUGCAGCAACACGGCCUCGAGCUGCCUUUCAACCUCCCAUACCACAUCAUGCAGCAACACGGCCUCGAGUUGCCUCUCAACCUCCCAUACCACAUCAUGCAGCAACACGGCCUCGAGCUGCCUUUCAACCUCCCAUACCACAUCAUGCAGCAACACGGCCUCGAGCUACCUCUCAACCUCCCGUGCCAACCCGAGAAUCAACUGCCACUAUGCCACCAUCACCACCUCAUGUGUUCCCUCAAGCCGGGGACUGGGUUACAACCCCUCAAUCACCAACCCCUCCGUUAACAGAGUCUGAAGCUGCUGCUUCUCAACCUCCAACACCAACCCGUGUAGCAAAAGAAACCCAAGCUGCCGAUAAGCCACCAUCACCACCUCGUGUGUCCCCUCCUCAACCCCAGGUUAGCCCCUUCCUAUCUAUCUCAAUUUCUGAGACUCAAUCAGCAUUACAAGCAGCUGCACAAUCUCAAUCCCCGCCAAAAUUGGCCUCUAAUCUCACUGAGCAGACAUCAUCACCACAAUCCCCAAUGGCCUCUCAACCUCCAAUAAGUGCAGCAAAAGAACCUCAAUUUACCACUAGGCCGCCAUCACCACCUGCUGUGAGCCCUGGACCCCAGGUUACCCCAUCCCCCCCUCUCACAAUUUAUGAGUCUCAACCAGCAUUACAGGACGCUGCACAAUCUCAAUCCACGUCAAAAUUGACCUCUCAACCCACUGACCAGACAUCACCACAAUCCCCAAUAGUCUCUCAACCUCCGACAAGUGCAGCAAAAGAACCCCAAACUGCCACUAGGUCCCCAUCACCACCUCCUGUGAGCCCUAAACCCCGGGUUACCCCAUCUCCAUCUCUCACAAUUUCUGAGACUCAACCAAUAUUACAAGCAACUGCACAAUCUCAAUCCUUGCCAAAAUUAGCCUCCCAUCCUGCUGCUGAGACAUCAUCACAGCCAUCUUCUCUCUCUUUCAAGUCCAUUCAAACAAAACCAGAGGAAGAACCAAAGCCCCCACCUCCAUCUGUCUCUAAUGAAGAAGAACAAAGGCCAUCAAGGUCUCAGCCUGAGCUACAAGAUUCACGCCCGGAGGAAGAGAGGACGAUGAGCCCAACAAAACAGAGGACCUUUCAGGCUAGUGCGAUGCCAACCUGGCCUUCAGAAACACCACUCCCCGCUGCAGUAGCUGCACCAGAACCCGAUGUACGAUCAGAAAAUUUUAUACCAGGGAAGGAACUGAACACCAGUAUCGUCACUGAAGAGCCCAGACCAAGGACUAUCACUGAGCUUCAUGCCGGGCCGAUGCAUCCCAGUGUUCCAUUAGACUCGGAGCCGAAUCAGAUGGAGAAGGAAGCAAUUCUCAAUAGAAUGGGUGGAUUAGACACCUCCAGUUCCAAUAUUGAACGAAUUAAAGGAAUGAUGGAUGAUAUAUCAACGUUUGUUAAUAAGGUGGCUGCUCAACAGCAGAAGCUGACAGUGGACGAGAAAGCAAUCGGUUUAAUAACCAUUGCUGGUGAAAAUAGGGGAGCAUCCAUGCAACUAGCUUGCGAUGCGGCAAGGAAAGGAGUUCCAGUCCCGAUAAAAAGGCGAUACAAGAACGACCCAGAUGAGAUAUCUGAAGCUACUAGUGAUGGAGAGGAAAGGCCAGAAUAUCUAGAAAAUGGAGAUCAACCAGGAAGAGCCUUCAAUUACAUAAACAGCAAUACGCAGAGCGUCAACAGCUCCAUUUUGCUUAAUAGGUCCAUUGGCGAAGCAAAGCCUGGUGUGCCUUCUUAGGAAUUUGUUCACUAAAACAGUAGACUGGAGACGACGAGGUAGAUUUUUAUGUCAUAAUUGUUAUGCGAGGAGAUAGCACAUACAUUGUGCAUAUAACAGGAAUAAUGGUAGUUCAUUGCAAUUAUGCUGCAUCUUCUUGUGAUUUUUG
Diospyros lotus (date-plum) is the source of this 2384-nucleotide messenger RNA. RefSeq names its product extensin-like. The record is from RefSeq and is a predicted model, not a curated record. Lineage: Eukaryota; Viridiplantae; Streptophyta; Magnoliopsida; Ericales; Ebenaceae. Bases 41 to 2236 code for a protein of 731 amino acids. The transcript has a single exon.